AAGUUGUCGAAUUGUAAAAAGAAUAAAAUUUCGCCGCUUAGUUAACUAUACAUUGUCAAAGAAGCCGCGCGUCAAUCGCUCGCGCUCCUCACGAGUUGGCUGUGAAGCAAAAUAAGAACAUAUAGUACAUAUAAAGUAAAUAAAGGGAAACUAAAGCAUAGCGCACAAAAAUCUGCAAUACAAAGAGUUUAAUUAAGUCAGCGGUUUAAUGUUUAUGGCGCAUCUGCAAAAACAACAACAAACACGCCCAAAGAAGGCUGACGAGGAAUUGUAUAUUAACAACAACAUAAAGAGCAAGAGCUAACAUUUUCGGGAAUUAUUGCUGUUGAUUAAAAUAUUUUGCUACUUUUUUUGCGUUUACUGUACCACUAAAAUAACAACACUAUACUACAAUUGAUUUAUUAUUGUGGUUGCUGCUGUCUACGUGCGAACAAAAACAUAUUUGGGAUCAAAAUACUUUGCCAGCUGGAAUCUGACGCAAGCAAAGCAAAAAGAAAGAGCAUAAGAAAGUGAAAAAGAGGUUAACGCUCGCAUUAAAGGACAAAACGUAUGCCUAUCUUUAGCCUUUGAAGGUGAGCUAAGGACAUUUGGCCCAUCACAAUUGGACUGCAAAGUAUUUCCAAGAGGCAAAGAAAGUUGUUGUAAAAUAUCAAAAUGCGUAUUUCAACUUUUCUGUGUUCAUCACAAAAAUUCACAAGACUUACUCAGAUGCUUGACUUCUACGCGGGCUUCAAUCCAUCGCCGCUUUCAAUAAAACAGUUUAUGGAUUUUGGUCAAAAUGCAUGUGAGAAGAAAUCUUUCAUAUUUCUGCGCAAGGAGCUGCCCGUGCGUUUGGCCAACAUAAUGAAAGAGAUUGCCUUGUUGCCCGACAACUUGCUCCACACGCGCUCCGUGAGUGAGGUGAACAACUGGUAUGUGAAGAGCUUCGAGGAGGUGCUGGAAUACGAGAAGGCCGAACCCACGCAUGACAUUUUGCAAAAAUUUGUGCAGGAUCUAGAUCUCAUACGAAAUAGGCACAGUGAUGUGGUGCAGACCAUGGCGCAGGGUGUCAUCGAGAUGAAGGAGAACGAGGGCGGUCAAGUGGACGCCCCCAUUGAGAGCUCCAUUCAGUACUUUCUCGAUCGGCUCUACAUGUCACGUAUUAGCAUACGUAUGCUAAUUAAUCAGCACACAUUACUCUUCGGCUUGAAUCCGCACUCGGGUGGACGCCACAUUGGUUGCUUGGAUCCUGCCUGCGAUCUGUCGGAUGUGGUGCGGGAUGCCUACGAGAACGCCCGCUUUCUCUGUGAUCAAUACUAUCUGACGAGUCCGACGCUUGAGAUCCAGCAGUACAGCAGCAUUGCGGACGACCUCUUUCCCAUACGCACCGUCUACGUGCCGUCGCACUUGUACUAUAUGCUCUUCGAACUUUUCAAGAAUUCAAUGCGUGCGGUGGUGGAGCACAAUCAGGAUCACUGUGACUCACUGCCACCUCUGAAAGUCUCGAUUUGCCGCGGGAAAGAGGAUAUCUGCGUUAAGAUUUCCGACCAGGGCGGCGGUAUUCCACGCUCCCAGAGCGAUCAGCUGUUCAAGUACAUGUACAGUACGGCGCCGCAACCUUCAAAAUCUGAUCUGCACACGGUACCGCUGGCUGGCUAUGGCUAUGGUCUGCCCAUCUCUAGGCUGUAUGCACGCUAUUUCCAUGGCGAUAUUGUAUUGCUAUCCUGCGAGGGUUUUGGCACAGAUGCCAUCAUCUACCUGAAGGCACUGUCCGAUGAAGCAAACGAACUGUUGCCCAUUUUCAACAAGACGAGCUCAAAAUUCUACCGCGCCACUGUACCUACGGGCGAUUGGUCCAAUCAGAAUUUUGCAAAUCGGUGGCGUUAUUUAUAUAGUUUCCUUAAGAAUUUAUAAGACUGUACCAGCACACAUACAACUUACCAGCAAUAUCUCUUGAUUUGUUUCUGAUUUUGUCGUAUUGUUCUUGAUUUCGUAUGUCAUGGUCUCCAAUGGCAUUUCAAUACAAACCAACGUUUCCUGCCCGCACUCCCUAUAAUUCCGCAUAAGUUAACAAUUUUUGCAUGAUAUUCUCUACACUUCUAGAGCUCCGACAUGAAUGCGCGUCAGCUGAAUGCAACUACACCGAAGCGGUACAACGAUUUAGGAACGGCCUAGGAAUACGCCACUCAAAUGUUACUCAGGACAUACGCAAUUUGUUUCAGGAACAACAGCAACAAUAUUUUUAAUAUUUACAAGAAUGCCCUAAAAUGAUAUCACUAGUUCUUAAGCAAACAUUCCCCCAUCCAAUGCAGUGGGAAUAUAUAAAUAAGUAUAUAAAUAUAUGCCGAAGUUAGAUUUUGUUGGUCUGCAAUUUGUAGCGAGACCGUCAGCUGUUAGAAAAUAUUGUAAGCAUGUUCUACGUUAAAAUGAGGCAUGAUUAAUUGUUUAAGCGAAAGGUAACACAAACUAUUUUAUAAGCAUUGUAUUG
Scaptodrosophila lebanonensis is the source of this 2467-nucleotide messenger RNA. RefSeq names its product pyruvate dehydrogenase (acetyl-transferring) kinase, mitochondrial (gene Pdk). Gene Ontology annotation, cellular component: mitochondrion. Bases 655 to 1893 code for a protein of 412 amino acids. Lineage: Eukaryota; Metazoa; Arthropoda; Insecta; Diptera; Drosophilidae. Gene Ontology annotation, molecular function: pyruvate dehydrogenase (acetyl-transferring) kinase activity. The record is from RefSeq and is a predicted model, not a curated record. The transcript is spliced from 7 exons. Gene Ontology annotation, biological process: protein phosphorylation; regulation of glucose metabolic process.